AUGGAAAGACCCUUGUCGGCAGCGAGUUCAGGAACAACACAAUCAACAUCCCACACCACCACCACCCACCAGCAUAGACGACACCCCUCGUCGGCCAAGAAUGGCGUACGGUCAACAGGAAACAGCACCGUCUCGCUCUUCCUCACCAACCUGCGCCUCCUGGAUCUCGACCUCAAUCCAGAAUGGCCCAACAUCACCGUCUCCUCCUUCUCCAACCAGGACGCUCGAACAAGGAUAAAGUGCACCGAAUAUGCGCUGUAUCAGCUCUUCCGACUGUACGACCCAGCAACGACAGCGGACAAAUUACAGCCGUUCUUCCCGCCCCUGGAACCGCUGCAGAGCGUCAAUCUCCGCGCGGCGUUGUUUCGAUGUCUCAGCGAGCUGAAGAAGAGCGGUGUAUUGGCGAAAGACACUGUUUUGCGCAAGACGAUGUUGGAUGAGUGUUCAGGGGACAAGUUCUGGGAGGUCUGUCUUGGGUUUUCGGCGGUGGUUCUACGGAGACGAACGGGGGAGAAGAGGAAGAGCUCGAGAAGUCGAAGGAUCGGCGGUCACGCGGUGGCGGAGAAGCUCGGGACGGCGCAGGGUGUGAGUAAGGGGCAGAGGGAGAGUAUGCUGCCGCUUGCUGUUGCGCAUAAGGCGGCGUUGGGGAGGGUGUUGGAGACGAAGAAAGAGAAGAAGUUGGUCUACGGGAGGUUGUAUAAUUUGUUGGCUAGCAAGGAGGAUGAACUAGCGCAGAGGAAGGUCAGGUCGGAAGAUUUGAUACGGAGUUCAAAGGCGGUCAAGCCAGAAAGGCUGAAGGCUGUGGAAGAUACGGUGCAGAGACAUUGGAUUGGCAGUGCCGAUUUGAGAGAUGCGCUGAUUGAAGGCGAUACUUGUCCAAAAGGCGACGGACUUCUUGUCAAGUCUUUCGACCAUCUUUGGAACAGCGAUGGAAGGAUUUUGCAACGCGAUUCUGGAGGCGCUGAGGUUGGAUUGCUGCAGAGUCUCAACGGCAAGGCAACGGAGCAGACUGCGCGAUUGAGGAGAUGGCAGCACUUCCACGAUCGGCUUGCAGCUUCCAAACCGCAGUCAGCUAGAUCUAGCAGGCCAGCAUCGCAGGUGCAGAAGACUGGCAUCACUUUCAAUAAACAUCGCGACAUCAAUCUCAACGACAGCUCAGACGACGAUGACGGCCCACAAACGCAGCAGAAACCACGACCUCGACACGACAGCGUCCAGCGCUACGACGACAUCCUCACAGCCAUGCGUGAAGAACUGCGCAAGAACACCACCUCCCACCGCAUCCGCCCCUCCGCGUCUCCCAUCCAGCAACAACAGUCCUUCCACCCUCCCAAACGCGCACAAACCCAGCCCGUAGCGCCUAUGCGCAAACUCAGCGUCGCCAUCGACACCUCCGCAGGAAUACAGAGUUCACACGCACGAUCGCCUUCUGGAACUACCGUACCGCUUCGCUCACCGAUGGGCAGGCGUGUGUCUUCUCGGUCACGAUCGUACGAUAAGCCGAAGGUGGACGGGCAGCGACAGCCUAUACCGUUGAAGGCGGAGCUGUUUUCGCCGUUGAAGGAGUCGAACAGGAGGAGUAGUCUGAGUCCGCUGUCAGCGAAUUCCAUGUUAGCGCCACCUGCGGAAGAUGAAGAAGAGGACGAGGAUGAGCAGUCUGCCGGAGCUGGCGACAAGGACGGCUCACAGCAUGAGAUUGACAAUGUGGAUGGUGGUGUUGAGAGCCCUGCUUCCCCGAGAGAUUCUGGUCUGGACUUGAAAGCGGAUAUGGCUGUGCGGAAUGUGGCCUUUCGAACUAGCAGCAGCGAAAGUGUAGGCAGUACUUCGAGCUCAAACGAUGAGUCGAGGGUACCUGCUCAACCACUCCAGCAGUCGAAUGGACGGAUGUCGCUCGCGGAGCGGACGCGCAAAUCCAUGGCUCCGAUGAACAUCGAAAAGAUCGACGACUCCCCUUCAGAACCAUCCUCAACACUACCCGAACCCUCCGAUACCUCCUCCCCCGCCCUCGACACCACUACCUCGGAAACCCUCAACCAAGACUCCCUCGACCGCCGCACCUCCCUCCUCAACCGAACCCUUCACUCCCUCUCUCUCGCCCCUCCCCCAACGCACCCCUCACAAUCGGGAAAACCCUCCCACCACCGCUCCCGCACCUCAAUCUACCCCAUCAACCAAUUCGAAACCCCCAAGAAAGUCCGGAGAUCUACUAUUGGCGAUCGUGAGGGGAAGAAUAGGGGGAAGCGGGAUGUCACGCCCAUGGAGACGCUGAUGAGCCCGCAGGCGGAGUAUGAGAGCGUUUUCAAGAGUCGGCCGAAGAUUGCGACGAGUCCGGUGUUGAGUCCGUGUCGGGAGGGUGGGUUUGAGUUUGGGGAUGAGGUUGGUGCGGAGGGUGGCGGCUGUUAG
Molecule: messenger RNA, 2403 nt
Organism: Saxophila tyrrhenica
Lineage: Eukaryota; Fungi; Ascomycota; Dothideomycetes; Mycosphaerellales; Extremaceae
Exons: 1
Coding region: 1-2403 (800 amino acids)
Source: RefSeq, a predicted model, not a curated record